This is a messenger RNA of Eremomyces bilateralis CBS 781.70, 1566 nucleotides long. RefSeq lists its product as uncharacterized. The record is from RefSeq and is a predicted model, not a curated record. Gene Ontology annotation, cellular component: transcription factor TFIIF complex. Lineage: Eukaryota; Fungi; Ascomycota; Dothideomycetes; Eremomycetales; Eremomycetaceae. The transcript has 3 exons. Bases 270 to 1319 code for a protein of 349 amino acids. Gene Ontology annotation, biological process: transcription by RNA polymerase II; transcription initiation at RNA polymerase II promoter.
UUUCCGUUGAUACUCCCCACUCUCCUCCCAGUCAUUCCACUCACUUUUCACCUUCAUAGUCCCUUCAGCAUUUGCAAUUGGCUCGUCCCACCUUGCCUUCCUUCUACUUCUUCUACUUCUUCCACUCCUCCUCCCUCGCCUUCACACUUGCAGCUCCACCCUCCAGGCAUCUUUCCCCAAUCUUCGCAACUCUUUCUUCUCACCAUAUAAUAUAUCUACUUUAAUCCUUCUACAGCUACCCUUCUUUUCUCUGUCAUCAACCUUCCACCAUGGCCACCCAUUCUCCCGCCGCGUAUCUAGCAAAUGAGAAGCCGUUGGACGGGUACGUCAAGACCGAGGAUAUGGAUUCCCAACCUGUCGGCGGGGACCCCACCGGCGGCUACAUGGACGACGAUGAUGAAGGCGACGAACUCAACAUGACGAACGUCCACGAGGAUGCCCUGCUAAUGCGCGUCGACCACGAUCUCUGGGUCGCCAUCCAAGACAUGACCGAAGACGAGCCGAUCCAGAUGGGCUAUGUCCGAGAAUGGGAGAACGGCAAGACCAAGAUGUUCCUUAAGGAGAUGCCCCCGAACCAUUACCUCGUGCCCCGCGAAUACGACCUCAACGUCACCGACGCCAACGUCAAGAAUCUCUUCGUCUUCGCCGAGAAGGAGAUGCCCGCUUUUAAACCUAACAUGCUCGGACGAUUCAAGGACCAGAAGAAGUCCAUCGGCAGCCAAGAAGACAGCGAGAAGGGCGCUCAACGAAUGCGCCGAGGAAAGCGCAUCAUCCCCAAACGCACCACCCUCUACGCCGGCAUCCGCAAAGAACUCUCCGUCCUCCCCGUCCAAAACGACACCUUCCAUGCCCUCGAAAAAGCCAAAUUCUCCGAACUCCUCAAGAAAGAAUUCCGCUUCACCACCAAGACCUCCACCAACGAUACCAAGAUGCUCGGUCUCGACAACAUGGAAAACCUCCUCAAAUACGGCGCCCGCCCUGCCAAGACCCAGGACAACAAGGCCAUCCGCAUGGACCGCAGCCUGCUGCUCGAACGCCUGGGCUACUUGUUCGGGCAGUAUCGAUACUGGACGCUGCGCACGCUGAAGAACGAGCUGCAGCAGCCCGAGGCGUAUUUGAAGGAGGUGCUGCAGGGGAUCGCGGUGUUGGUGAAGAGUGGGCCGUUCGCGAACCAUUGGACGUUGCGGCCGGAGAUGGUGGAGACGAUUAAGUGGGCGGAGAGGGGGGCCGCGGCGGAGGGGGCCGCGCCAGGGGUGGGGACGGAGAGUAGCGCCGGGGAGGAGGAGGAUGAGGAGGCGGAGAUGGAGGAUGUGCUUUAGGGGGAAGAAUGGACAGUGGGGUGUUCGGUGUUGGUGUUUGGCGUUCGGUGUUCCGAGAUAAUUGAGACUUGGGACGAGAAGUAUGCUUGCGCUCAUGAGAGCCGGUUCGGCAGUGCGACGAGGACUCGGAGGUAUUGGCGGCGCUACUUCGUAGUACAGUAAUGAGGCGAUGUGAUACCCAACCGACCACCGGUAUAGACUACAGUAGCUAAGAUAGGAGAACAAUGGAAACCUCAAUAAUCAUCGU